Ictalurus furcatus (blue catfish) is the source of this 6655-nucleotide messenger RNA. RefSeq names its product CREB-regulated transcription coactivator 2-like. Gene Ontology annotation, molecular function: cAMP response element binding protein binding. Gene Ontology annotation, cellular component: cytoplasm; nucleus. The transcript has 15 exons. The coding region runs from base 420 to 2849 and encodes 809 amino acids. Gene Ontology annotation, biological process: protein homotetramerization; positive regulation of transcription by RNA polymerase II. NCBI's taxonomy places the organism in Eukaryota, Metazoa, Chordata, Actinopteri, Siluriformes, Ictaluridae. The record is from RefSeq and is a predicted model, not a curated record.
UUCAGUAAGUUUGUUUGUGAUUUAUGAUUUUUUUUUUUAACAAUAAAGAAAAGCUACCACGAUAUCUAGGAAGUGUACUGUGACAUGGUUUAUCAGGAUACUGAUAUGAUAUGGUCAUAUUGGCCAGUCCUGUGUGUGAUGUUUAUUUUCCUGUGUUUGUGUAGUGAAGCCGAUAACCGGAGCGUGCUGUGUGUCUGAGCUCGGAGGCACUCCCUGCAUUGUACUGUCGCUUCUUACGCACGAUGAUGUAAGGAGAAGUAUGUGCAGUAUUUAUGAGCAUCCUUAAGUAAAAGCGUGUGUGUUGAUCGCGCCCUCGGUGGCUCUUCGUCACUCCCCACUCCCUUGCGAAAGCCCUCCUCUUCCCUCAGUAGGUUGAGCGCUCGGUCUGGAUGUGUGCUGAACACAGCGGCUUGUAGAAGAUGUCCGCCGCGGGUGCUGGAGCUUGCGGACCCGGACCUGGAGCCGGUGGCGCUCCGGGAUCCGGAGCCUCCAACCCUCGAAAGUUCAGCGAGAAAAUCGCCUUACACACUCAGCGCCAGGCCGAGGAGACUGCUGCCUUCCAGGAGGUCAUGAUGGACAUCACCUCCACCAGGAUUCAGGCUCAGAAGGUGCGACUGGCUAGAACACAGGGCCCUUACUAUGGAGGCUCUCUGCCAAACGUCAAUCAGAUCGGCAGGAACGCAGCCGACCUCCAGGGCCCGUUCCACUCGAACUUGGAAUCCAACCGCUCCACGCGGCACCAUGGACUGGUGGAGAGAGUCCCCAGAGACAGACGCUUCGCUUCCCCCAGCCGACCGUACAGGAGACAUAUGGACAGCUCUCACUGCAGCCCUGCAUACCUGUCUCCACCCCCUGACCCGAGCUGGAGAAGGAACUGGUCCAGUAAUUUCUCCAUGGACAAGAACCCAUUGUUCCGUCUUCCCAACACAGCACUCAACAGAACGAACUCAGACUCUGCUCUGCACACCAGUGUGAUGAACCCUCCCACAGGAGAUCUGUACAGUGCAGGACACACCCUACACCCACAUGUGAGACGCAGCGGUUUGACUGAGGGUGAAGGGAGGAGAAUGUUUCCAUACCCAGUCCCUCCCAUAGAGGAGAGUAUAUUAGAUGAAGGCAAGCUUCUAAAACCAUGGGACACAAAGAAGUUACACAUGCUGUCCUCCCGACCAAAGUCUUGUGAAGUCCCUGGAAUCAAUAUAUUCCCUUCACCAGAUCAGCAGUCCAGCGCCCCUCUUGUCCCGUCUGCCUUGAAUACUGGAGGCUCUUUGCCUGAUCUGUCCAGUCUGCACUUCCCCUCGCCUCUGCCGACGCCACUCGACCCAGAUGAGCCUGGCUACCCCUCCCUCAGCGGGGGCAACAGCACUGGCAACCUAGCCUCCACCCUCACUCAGCUCGGCAUCAAUACCACAAAUGCCUUCAACUCUCCAGGUCUCCUGGCCUCUCUGCAGGGCACACUUAGUAACCCUAAUCUCCAGUCUUCUCUCAGCAACCCUAACAUCCAGUCAUCUUUAAGCAGCCACUCUUUCCCCAACUCCCUUAGCUCUGCCUCACUGCAGUCAUCACUUAGCAAUCCUUCCCUGCAGUCCUCCCUUAGCUCCUCCCCUUCUUUGCAGUCGUCCAUCAGCAACCAGUCCCUUCAUUCCUCUCUAAGCAACUCCUCUCUCAGUGGUCAGUCCCUCCAGUCGGUGAAUAGUGCAGUGGGGUCAGGCCCCUGUUUGAGUUCCUACCCUACGCUGUUACCCGGCCAGGUGCAGCCACAGUUAAGCUCCUCCCCCCGCAGGCGGGGUCAGCUCUCACCGCUUAACCUGCCCCCGGGCCCGGAGUCUCGCAGGCACCACUCCAAGCAGUUCUCACCCACCAUCUCAACCACAUUGACUUCAAUUACACAGGGUGUGCCACUAGAUACCAGUAAGCUUCUGAUGGACCAGAGAUUACCACCUUAUCCUUUCGGUCAGUCUCAGCCAGCCCAGGGCAGUGAUGCACAGAAAGGCUGCUCCUCACCACAGUCGGGCCAGCACCAACAAUUACAGCAACAUCAGCAGACAGCACAGCCUCCCCAGUGCCAACCCCACUCACAUACACAACACCCGCAGUCCAUGCAGCUGCACAUGCAAAACAUGCACAACCUGCAUAAAACGCAGAACUUUCCAUUUGAACACGUCCAACGACAACAGGGCUCCCAUCUCCAGCCGCAGCCGAACCAAAACCACAGCAGCGCAGCAGACGCACCAGGGCCAGUGAACUCGCAGAGAGCGCAGGAACCUGAUGUACAGACACACACACACGAACAGAACCAGAAUCUUCCUCAACUUCAGCAGAUCAGCCAGUCUCUCGCCAGCGAACUUGGACUUUACAGUGAUUCCUUAUUACUGAACUCCCUUCUGGAGGAUCCAUAUUUGGGCUUACAACUUACUGGCAGGCAAAACCAGAACCUUUCUCAGCAGUUCACCAUUGACGCGCACGCAGAGGGUUUGUCCUUUAACCACAAUCUGGACACCCCCACUAAAGGCCAGGAUGGCUCCUACCCCAGCCACCAAGGGGUGCUAGACUUACUGGACUCCUCAGAACAGCAGUUCCUCAACCCCAGUCAGAACCAGAGCUAUGGCAGUGGGCACCACCCUGUCCCCAACAUCAUACUGACUGGAGACUCUCCUCCUGGUUUGUCUAAAGAGAUCACCAGUGCAUUGUCUGGAGUGCCAGGCUUCGAAGUGGACCCGUUCUCUUCAGACGACACACUCAGGAUGGAGCCUCUGGCUCUGGAUGGCCUCAGCAUGCUCACCGAUGGAGACUUGAUGCUGGCCGACCCUGCCGUGGAGGACUCGUUUCGCUCUGACCGACUCAAAUGAACAAGACAAGGGAGAUUUUAUUGAUUAGGAGUCAGGAGACGUCCACCCAAUCUGCGAGUAAGAAGAAGUGAAGUCUUUAAGGCAUUCCAGUGGGAUUUCUCCUCAAUCUCCACUUAGGCUUGAAACCUGCUGAAGAGAUUCCUGAAAGGGACCAACUAUGUUCUUGAUUUUAAAAAAAUAAUAAAAAAAGUGUUAGUCCAGCUGUUUUUGCAGAUGCAAACAUAAAUAUAGGCAUUAGCUUGUCUAAGUCCUAACUGCAUGUUGACAUGUGCACUUCAGAUUACGUAACUUCCACAGAGGAGUCAAGCAUGUGAUGCCAACUCGCAGAAAACGUUUAAAUCCGUGAGACGCUCGUUUUACUAUUUAUUGUCUCCCUGAGUGUUGAUUCUCAAAAACAGACCAAGUGUUUAUCUCACAGAAAAAGAUCUGCCAAAAUAGAAAUAUGACCAACGUUACUGUGUCGCUGUACAUCACCGACUGUACACUUUGCAUCAAGGGCAUGCCCGCCACACCCUCUUUUACUUAAUGAGUAUUUAUUAAUUCCAAGCUGGUUAUUAGGUGACACUUAUUCUCUAUUUUCAUGCCAUUGAACCUAACAAUUUCUUUUUAGUCUUUAAUUGACUUUAAUCUGCUGUAAAGUGGCUUCGAUAUAUCAGCAGCCUCUCUCUCCUCCAAAGUGUCAGGAGAAAAAGAUCAAAAUAUCUCUCUACAAUUGAUCUUCUUGAGGAUGCUGACCAAAAUGCCUCCAAAUAGAUUUUUUUUACCCUGCUUCUGCUAAAGCAAGCCUGCGUCUUGCGGAUGUGAUGUGACGUGACGUGACGUGAUGGUGGCCGUGUGUGUGUGUGUGUGUGUGUGUGUGUGUGUGUGUGUGUGUGUGUGUGUGUGUGUCUGUGUCUUCUGUGUCAGGCUGAACUGGUACACUGGAGCUUGGUUCAUGUGAACUGAAAGCUGCAGCCCUGCUAAUGUAACGUAGUCUGUGCUUUUAGCAUUGCAGAUGCAUCAAAUGGAGGUUUUGCGUACAAAUAUCCACACACCAAUGCAUUUGCACUCUAAUGGCUGUUCCUUGUGUGGUUUGCUUGUCCCUGGUGGAAUGUGUGUGUGUGUGUCUUUGUCUGUGUGCGUGCGUUCAUGCGUCUGUGUGCGCGUGUAUUUGGAGCUCAAGAAUGCAGUCAAAUCUUCAGUCACUGUGAUAUGCACCUCUUACUGCUCCCUCUACCUGCCUUUGCACAUCCCCACUCCUGAACAAGGCCAUAUUCAAAGGACUACAUAUUUUAUGUAACAAAUAGUAUGUACUAUGAAUUUUAUUUUUUAACAGAGCAAGUCUAGAUGUAAGUGUAUAUAAAUGUAUUCCUAUAAUAUAAAUCUCUAAAUUAAGGAAGAGAAGCCUAUUUCUGAAUAGAAUGCACCAAAGCGUCAUCAUUCAGCAGAGUUUUAUUGUUUAAGCCACAGGUUAUUUGUCGGUUUUUCCUUCUCUGCCAGUGUUGUUUCUUUUUAUGUCUUUUUUAAAUAUUGUUUUGUUUUUUUAAUUUUAAAAAAGCAUAUUUGAUUAUUUUUGAAAUAUUGUACAGUUGCAGUGUUUACUGUCCCUUCACUGCUAUGUGCAUGUUAUUAACAGUGCCUGAGUUAUGUUAGUUGUGCGUGCGCCAUGUGAAUUUGAAAGCAUAGGCAUGUCUCAAAUGCCAGAAUGUCCAGAGCAGAGAAGCCUUUCGUUCUACUGUAAUGAUUAAUUCAAAACAAUUGUUUUAAGUAUAUGGAUAAGUCCAUGCUUUCUCUUUUUAUAUGCUUGUGCUUUACAGUGGCUUGGUACCUUCAUGCUUAGCCUUAAUAUCUAGGCUACUUACUCUAUUAAUUGCUGCAACCUUUCAUAAUCUUUAUGGGGGAAAAAACUCAUUAUCUAGCACUUUUCAUACAUUUCUAAUUCCUAUCAAAGUGUUUAUAAGUGCUGAUAAAACUGAUUUUUUUUCAAUGCAUGCACUGUUUAAAACGGUGAAUGAGGUAUUUUUUUAAAUAGAAAAUAUAGCUAAUAAAAUCCAGUGCAUUGGAUUGAUGACGAAAGCAGAAAAGGAAAAGAUUUGUAAAAUGACAGAAACCGAAAAAGGCACGUUCCAGAUUGGAAGUGCGUAGAGGUAAAAGGAGUCAAAUUCACGUUCCUUUUCUGUUUGAGUUUCAUAAAUAUUCAUUAAGACCCGAUCAGGACUCGAUGUGUAUUCUGUCAGGCCCUUUCAGAAAUGGAUAAAGGUGCUAGAUUGCAGAGCUUUCAAGCCAUACUGUCUGGUAUUUGCACAGAAAUGCAUUUUCUGACUUUCUGACAGAUGAUUUGAUUUAUCAUUAGAUUUCACUGAUUUCAAACUCUCAUCACUUUGUACGAAACUUGUGUAGAAUGUGAUUCUCAAAAAGGAUAUACUCAAUCAUUUACAAGCACUGUGAAAUGUGAGCAAAUUCCGCUAACUGAUAUCCUAGUAGCUGCAUUCUUAAACUGCAGCUUGUAUUUGUGACUUUCUAGGUGAUCCUAAUUAAUACAUGGGGGGUUGGGUUCAGCAAUUUAAUUAAGCUCUAACAUGAUCAGUGUUCAUGUGAUGAAAGAAAGCAUUCCUAAUAACAAAUUUGUCAAAUCAACAUUAAGCGCAUCACCAAGGUUCCUUACCACAGACUUGAUCUUCAGCGCCAGAUUCUUUAGUUUUGUGUAAAAAGUCGAAGUGCCAUCUUAGGCCAUCUUCAACACCACCUCUUGUUACUGAGCUAUAUAUAUAUAUAUAUAUAUAUAUAUAUGCAGUGUCUUUCUGUAAAGUAGCCUUAUUCCUGCACUAAUUUAGAUUUAUACAAAAAAUGCACUUGAAAACAAAGUUAAUGUUUUCAAGCCAUUCCUGUGGAGCUGCCAUAUCACAAACGUUUGGCCAUUCGCGUGAUAAAAUUCAGGUAUCGUGUAAUGCACUCUUAGUAUCUGCUGUUGUAUGAAUGUCAUGGUGUCUGGGGAAGGGGUUUGAAAGGUUUCUUGUGGACAUUUGCGAGAGAAAAUUUGUGAAGUCAAAAGGCUCAUGAGGCAUACCUGACAUUUCUUGUUCGUACCCUUUUGCUGAUCGUUAGAUCAGUUUCCUUCUGUGCCACAUCAUCUUGAAAUCAUGGUGUAGACAAUCUUGGUCUGCUCACUUACUUGCACAAGAUUAUCACAGGACAGGGAUGUGAGAAGGUUAUAUGAAGUAUGUUCAAACCAGUGCAGGUCGCUAUUCAUUUUGCAGCAUUUUUUGACAUUCUGUAACCAUUAGAGUUGCUCAUGAUUGUCCACAGCUGUGAUACCCAGCAGUUUUAUCUUUGUCGUCUCUGAUUUUCACAACUUUUUCCACAGAGCUGUAGGAUUAAUGGAAUAGAGGGCUUUUUUUUUUCUUCUAAAAGAACUGAUUUAAGAGACACCAAGACUGUGAAUAGAAAUAUAACAGACGUUUCACAACCAAGGCUUUGUUACCGAGUCCAAACAGAGUAUUUUCACCAUUUCUACACAACGUUUGGAAAGAUUUUCAAUCAUGUCUGUGGACGUUAUUUUAAUGAGAUGUGUGCAAAGACAUUUUUUUAAAACCUAUUUUCAUAUGUUACAACUGCAUGCCAAGCGGUUAUGCACGCUUUUGACUUUAACUGCACUGUACAAAUGCGCAUUGGACUUGGCCUGGGUGUAUUAAAGGCGCUGCACGCUUCAGUAAGGGCGCAGUGCUGUUUUCCGCCAGCAGGGGGAGCUGUUGAACAGCGGCUCAGAGCUGAGCUGAACACAACUGAUUGUCUCGUGUUUGUUGACAGAAUUAAAACAAUGUUCUUUA